Molecule: messenger RNA, 2250 nt
Organism: Brenthis ino (lesser marbled fritillary)
Lineage: Eukaryota; Metazoa; Arthropoda; Insecta; Lepidoptera; Nymphalidae
Source: the annotation of a GenBank genome assembly
AUGAAGACGCUCAUCUGUUUAGUACUAGGGCUUGCGGCUCUGUCCGCAGCCCACGUGGUAUAUGAUGACAAAAUCCUGGUUGAUAUGGAUAUAAAGCAACGUCAAAUGGUCAUUAUGAAGUUGCUGAACCAUGUCUUGGACCCCGUUAUGUACAAAGAAAUUGAGGACAUCGGCAUGAAUUUCAAAAUAGAGGACAAUGUUGAUCUUUUCACGAAAAAAGAUGUUGUGAAAUCAUUCCUUAACAAUCUGAAGUUCGGUUUUCUGCCACGUGGAGAAAUUUUCACCUUGCAUGUUGACCGUCAACUAAAGGAAGUGGUCAACGUGUUCCACAUGCUCUACUAUGCUAAAGACUUUGCCACUUUUAUUAAGACUGCUUGCUGGAUGCGUCUCUACAUCAACGAGGGCAUGUUUGUGUAUGCUCUCACCGUUGCUGUGAGACAUCGUGAGGACUGCAAAGGCAUUAUCCUCCCUCCUCCCUAUGAAAUCUAUCCUUACUACUUUGUUCGUGCUGACGUUAUUCAAAAGGCUUAUUUGCUUAAGAUGAAAAAAGGACUUCUCGACCAUAAUCUAUGUGAUUUCUAUGGCAUUAAAAAAACCGAUAAAGGUAUCUACAUCAUAGAUGAAAUGGUAUAUGACCGCCGCGUUUACUUAAACGAUGAGGACAAACUCAGAUACUUUACUGAAGAUAUUGGCCUUAACACUUACUACUACUACUUCCAUGUUGACUAUCCAUUCUGGAUGAAAGAUGAUGUUAUAACAAAUAAGCUUAUGUUCAGACGUUGGGAAAUCACUAUGUAUGUGUACCAACAAAUUUUAGCUAGGUACUAUUUAGAGCGCCUUUCAAACGGUCUCGGCGAGAUUCCGGUCUUUUCUUGGCACAAGGAUAUUAGAAAAGGUUACUGGCCCUGGUUAAUCUUGCAUAACGGUGUACAGUUACCAGUCAGGCUUAACAACUAUGUGUUAAGGGACGAUAAUAACGUUGGUGUUAUGAGGCUUGUUCAAAACUACGAAACAAUCAUCAAUGAAGCUAUUGUCAAAGGUUUUGUUGAGAUUAAUGGAUUGAGAUUAGAGCUUACCAAACAAGAGGACAUGGAAAUGUUGGGUAAACUAAUUUAUGGAACAAUUGAUAAGAAUGUUGUAAGCAAAACCAAAGUAGAUGCCUAUCGCUACUUGCUUAUUUUGAUGAAAGCUGCCAUAGGUCUUAAUACGUUUAAUUCGGACAAAUACUUCGUUGUGCCCUCUGUUUUGGACAGCUAUCAAACAGCCCUUCGCGAUCCGGUGUUCUAUCAAUUACAAAAACGCUUGUGCUAUUUCAUGAUGCUCUGGAAGUUACGUCUACCCAGCUACACUCACGAAGACCUUUACUUCUCCGGUGUUAAGAUUGAGAAUGUUGUAGUUGACAAACUCGUCACAUACUUCGAAGAUUAUUUAAUGGAUAUGACAAAUGCAGUACCACUUACCGAUGAUGAAGUUAAGAAGACAACAGCUGACAUGAUAUUCUUUGUGCGCAAACGUCGUCUUAAUCAUCAGCCAUUCAAAGUGGUAGUCGAUGUUCAAUCAGACAAGGCAGUAGACUGCGUAGUAAGAAUGUUCUUAGGACCAAAGGUAGACAAUGUAGGACGCAUGAUAGAUCUUAACAUAAACCGUGUAAACUUCGUAGAACUCGAUUCCUUCCUUUACAAGCUUACGACAGGCAAAAACACGAUCAUAAGAAACUCCAUUGACAUGCAUAACCUUGUUGGUGAUCGCAUUAUGACGCGCGAUCUCUGGAAGAAGGUAGAAACUAUUACUGACAUGAGAGAUCUAUUGUUCAAGGACCUUAGAAACUACCAUACUGGCUUCCCAACUAGACUUUUACUUCCUAAAGGUAAAACAGGCGGUAUGAAAAUGUGGUUCUAUGUAAUCGUCACACCAUUGAGAUUAGUUGACAAUGUUGAUAUGUCUAUCCUGGAUACGACUCGCAAAGAUGUUGUUUUCGACUUCAGAUCCACAGUGCUUCUCGACAAAAUGCCUCUUGGUUUUCCAUUUGAUCGUCAGAUCGAUAUCUCUAAAUUCUUUACUCCCAACAUGAAGUUUGUAGAUGUUAUGAUUUUCCACAAGAAGCUAAUGUGCGACAUGAAAACUCGUUGGAACCGAUAUGUGCUCAGGAACUACGACGUGGUUGAUAAGACCGUGAUAAUGACCGAUGACUACUUUGUUGAUACAGAAAUCAACAAAAAAAUGGACCACGAUACUCAUGUUUACGAUUUU